UCCUUGAAUUUCUGGUACCUCUCUCUGUCUUCUCAAUUUCAAAACUGAAAUUUGUGUCUCCAUUUUAGAAAACGUCAAAACAAAAACAACAGAACAAAACCAAUGUCUUGGAACAUCCAAAUAACAUUUUUUCAUUGUUGAAUAUAACUUGUCUCAAUAACAAACUCAUAAAGACCAAAAAAAAAGAGAGGUUAAGUUUUGGACAGAAGAUGGGAGCAUAUAGAGCAGAAGAUGAUUAUGAUUACCUCUUCAAGGUGGUCUUAACCGGAGACUCCGGCGUGGGGAAAUCUAAUCUGUUAUCUCGUUUCACCAGAAAUGACUUCAGCAACGACUCACGUGCCACCAUCGGUGUUGAGUUCGCCACACGUAGCAUCCAAUGCGAUGACAAGAUCGUCAAGGCUCAAAUCUGGGAUACCGCCGGUCAAGAAAGGUACCGAGCCAUCACGAGCGCAUAUUACCGAGGAGCCGUUGGCGCGUUGCUAGUCUACGACGUGACGCGUCACGUGACGUUCGAGAACGUUGAGAGAUGGCUAAAGGAGCUAAGGGACCACACCGACGCGAACAUUGUGAUAAUGCUCGUUGGUAACAAAGCUGAUCUUCGUCACCUUCGAGCCAUCUCUACCGAAGAUGCCAAGGGGUUUGCGGAGAGAGAGAACACGUUCUUCAUGGAGACAUCUGCGCUUGAAGCUCUGAACGUUGAGAAUGCCUUCACCGAAGUUCUCACUGAGAUUUACAGAGUGGUUAGCAAGAAAGCGCUUGAAGCUGGAGAUGAUCCAACCACUGCUUUGCCUAAAGGACAGACGAUUAACGUCGGAGAUAUCUCGGCUGUUAAAAAACCUGGUUGCUGCUCUGCUUAGAUACACAACCAUUGUAUUUUAUUUAUUAAACAUUUAACAUUUUCACUAAUUUCUUGCACAUUUGUAUACAUACAUACAUUCUUGGAAAAUCAUCAGACAAACAAAGUUUUUUUCUUGUUAA
Molecule: messenger RNA, 978 nt
Organism: Brassica napus (rape)
Lineage: Eukaryota; Viridiplantae; Streptophyta; Magnoliopsida; Brassicales; Brassicaceae
Product: ras-related protein RABA1i-like
Exons: 2
Coding region: 210-857 (215 amino acids)
Cellular component (GO): endosome
Molecular function (GO): GTP binding; GTPase activity
Source: RefSeq, a predicted model, not a curated record